Molecule: messenger RNA, 546 nt
Organism: Dovyalis caffra
Lineage: Eukaryota; Viridiplantae; Streptophyta; Magnoliopsida; Malpighiales; Salicaceae
Source: the annotation of a GenBank genome assembly
AUGGUGGCUGGGAGUAGCUCCACCGGUAGCGGUGGUGAAGGAGCGGCGGAGAUGAAGCCGAAAGAGAUCAGGUUGUUUGGAGUCAGAGUGGUGGUUGAUAACUUUAGGAGGAAUGUGAGUUUGAAUAAUGUAUCUGAGUAUCAGUAUUAUAAGGAGAUGCCUAUUAAUGAUGAGGAGGAUGUUGCUGCUGCUGCUGCUGUUUCUGGUUAUAUGUCUGCAGACGACACCGUUCACCACUCUUCUUCUGCCUCUGGAAGACGUGGAGUGCCAUGGACAGAGGAGGAGCACAGGAGAUUCCUUUUUGGAUUGCAGAAAGUGGGAAAAGGAGAUUGGAGAGGAAUUUCUCGCAAUUUUGUCAAGACUCGAACUCCAACUCAGGUCGCUAGUCAUGCUCAGAAGCAUUUUCUCCGCCUCAAUAAUGUCAAUCGCCGCCGCCGCCGAACUAGCCUCUUUGAUAUCACCACCGAUACGAUUAAUAAUCUAGAUGAAUAUUUGAAUAUGGAUUUGGUUGAUUGGAGGUCUGAAUCUAUUAUGUCAGUUGUGUAG